This is a messenger RNA of Drosophila ficusphila, 1434 nucleotides long. RefSeq names its product ubiquitin-conjugating enzyme E2 R2. Gene Ontology annotation, molecular function: ubiquitin conjugating enzyme activity. Lineage: Eukaryota; Metazoa; Arthropoda; Insecta; Diptera; Drosophilidae. Gene Ontology annotation, biological process: protein polyubiquitination; ubiquitin-dependent protein catabolic process. The coding region runs from base 262 to 1308 and encodes 348 amino acids. The record is from RefSeq and is a predicted model, not a curated record. The transcript has 2 exons.
AGUAACGUCAAGAGCAAAAAUAGUUUUUCUCACUUUUUAAAAGAAACGACAAAUAUAGAAGUUUUUUAACCGAACAAUUUGAACUGGACAUUAGACGAAAAUUUGCAGUUUUCCCAACCCGCAGACGAACAGUCAUCGCUUUUGUGACGUGCUCACCUUGAAUUCAUCAGCAGGCAGCAAGAUAUUGACCCUGCACAUAGACACUCGCGGGCACACAAGUAGUGCGCCCAUAAAGUAACCCCUUUAAGACAGAUAACUGAUAUGCUUCGUCGUUCGCAAAACUUUUAUAUCGACAGAAUACAGCGGCAACUGCAAUUGCGUGAACAAAUGACCACCGCCGCCUCCACAUCGCAGCAUGCGACAUCGUCCUCCACACUGAUGGCGGGCUCUGGAUCUCUGGCCACCUCGUCGUCCGCCACCUCCACGGGCGCCGCACCCACGACCACGCCCAGCAGCUCGGCGGUGCGGGCCCUGGCCAUGGAGUACAAGUCGCUGCAGGAGGAGCCGGUCGAGGGAUUCCGCGUCAAGCUGAUCAACGACGACAAUCUGUUCGAAUGGGAGGUGGCCAUCUUCGGGCCACCGGACACCCUGUACCAGGGCGGCUACUUCAAGGCGCACAUGAAGUUCCCGCACGACUAUCCGUACUCACCGCCAUCCAUACGCUUCCUGACCAAGGUCUGGCAUCCGAACGUCUACGAGAACGGGGAUCUGUGCAUAUCCAUACUCCAUCCGCCGGUGGAUGAUCCGCAGAGCGGCGAGCUGCCCUGCGAGCGCUGGAACCCCACGCAGAACGUGCGCACCAUCCUGCUGUCGGUCAUCUCGCUGCUCAACGAGCCCAACACAUUUUCGCCGGCCAAUGUGGACGCCUCGGUCAUGUACCGCCGAUGGCGGGACUCACAGGGUAAGGACAAUGAGUACCCCAACAUCAUACGCAAACAGGCCCUGGCCGCCAAUGCCGAGGCCAAGCGCGAGGGCAUCGUGGUGCCGAUGACCCUGGAGGACUAUUGCCUGAAGCCCACGCGCAAGCCCACAACGGAAUCUGGCCUGGAUGCCAACUUCUACGAUGAUGAUUUCGAUCUGGAGACGGAGGACGAUCUGCCCACAGACGACGACUUUGAUGAGGACGAUGACGACGACGAGGACGAGGAUGAGGAUGAGGAGGACAGUGCCACGGCGUCGAUUAGCAAAAAUAAUGGCGGCAGCAGCAGCAUCAAGUGCAAGAACAACGGACUUGGCAGGGAGGCGGCCGCCGCAGGAGCGGAUGAUGCCGAGUCGGCCGACGACAGCGGCAAGGGCGAGACCACAUAAUGCAGCCAGGCCGGAGUCGCUUCAUCUCUUCCUCCCACUCCUGCCCUAGGCGGCGAGCCACCGCCUUUUCAUUUCUCCAACAUUAUUACUAUGAUUAAUGCUAAUUAUAAACGUUUCAAAACUAAA